Molecule: messenger RNA, 966 nt
Organism: Closterium sp. NIES-65
Lineage: Eukaryota; Viridiplantae; Streptophyta; Zygnematophyceae; Desmidiales; Closteriaceae
Source: the annotation of a GenBank genome assembly
AUGAUAGCCCCCAGAGGCAGACCGGACGAGGAGGAGGAGGAUGCAUCUGUGGAAGGAGGAGGAGGAGUGUUAUUGGCAGGAGGAGGAGGGGAGGGGCUAGCGGAAGGGGAGCCAGGGGAAGGGGCUGGGCUGUUGGAGCAGGAGGAGCAGAAGUCGGGGCAGUUGAUGCAGAACUGGGAGGUGGAGGCGCCUCAAGAAACGGAUCGUGCCAUCAGAACAUACAGCAUGCUGAGGUUGGUGAGGGUGGCGAAGAAUGAGGGGAUGGCGCCUCGGAAGAUGUUGCGGGCAAAGUCACUGGGGAGGUGGGGUGGUGGGAGAGAUGGAGGUGAGAGGGGUGGAGGUGAGAUGGGUGGAGGUGAGAGGGGUGGAGGUGAGAGGGGUGGAGGUGAGAUGGGUGGAGGUGAGAGGGGUGGAGGUGAGAGGGGUGGAGGUGAGAUGGGUGGAGGUGAGAGGGGUGGAGGUGAGAUGGGUGGAGGUGAGAGGUGUGGGCUCAAGCAAAGAAGGGAGGGUGCCUUGGAAGAUGUUGCGGGCAAAGUCACUAGAAUGGUUGGAGGGAUGGGUGGUGGGAUGGUGGGAGGCAGAGGUAAUAGGAGGGAUGGGUGGUGGGAUGGUGGGAGGCAGAGGCAAUGGGAGGGAUGGGUGGUGGGAUGGUGGGAGGCAGAGGCAAUGGGAGGGAUGGGUGGUGGGAUGGUGGGAGGCAGAGGCAAUGGGAGGGAUGGAUGGUGGGAUGGUGGGUGGCAGAGGCAAUGGGAGGGAUGGAUGGUGGGAUGGUGGGUGGCAGAGGCAAUGGGAGGGAUGGAUGGUGGGAUGGUGGGUGGCAGAGGCAAUGGGAGGGAUGGAUGGUGGGAUGGUGGGUGGCAGAGGCAAUGGGAGGGAUGGAUGGUGGGAUGGUGGGUGGCAGAGGCAAUGGGAGGGAUGGAUGGUGCGAUGGUGGGUGGCAGAGGCAAUGGGAGGGAUGGAUGGUGA